AUGGGCGAUUGGGACCUCCUGGGCCGCCUGCUGGACAAGGUGCAGACUCACUCCACGGUGAUCGGGAAGGUUUGGCUCACCGUGCUGUUCGUCUUCCGCAUCAUGGUGCUGCACACCGGCGCCGAGAAGGUGUGGGGCGACGAGAAGUCGGACUUCGUCUGCAACACCCAGCAGCCCGGCUGCGAGAACGUCUGCUACGACCUGGCCUUCCCCAUCUCCCACGUCCGCUUCUGGGUGCUGCAGAUCGUCGCCCUCGCCACGCCCAUGCUGCUCUACCUGGGCCACGUGCUGCACGUCAUCCACGCCGAGAAGAAGCUGAAGGAGAAGAUGAAGAAGCAGGCGGCGCUGGGCGACCCGGCCGGCCUCUUCUUCCAGAGCGCCUCCAAAGUUCCCAAGUACAUCAAGAGCAGCGGCAGGGUGAGCAUCCGCGGCCGCCUGCUGCGCAGCUAUGUGCUCCACCUGCUGGCCAAGAUCGUCCUGGAGGUGCUGUUCAUCGCCGGCCAGUACCUGCUGUACGGCUUCACCCUGCAGACCCGCUACGUCUGCAGCCGCUUCCCCUGCCCGCACAAGGUGGACUGCUUCCUGUCGCGGCCCACCGAGAAGUCGGUCAUCAUCUGGUUCAUGCUGGUGGCGGCCGCGGUGUCGCUGGCGCUCGGCCUGGCCGAGCUCCUCUACCUGUGCGGCAGGGGCGUGAAGGAGUGCGUGGCGCGGAGGCGGGACUACACCGUGACGCCCGUGACGCCGCCGCCGCCGGCGGAGCGGCGGAUGUUCAACGGCGGCGAGGCCGUGCAGAACCUGGUCAACCUGGAGACGGAGCUGCAGGGGCGCAAGCUGGCCGUCAACGGCGGGGCAGAGGUCGCCAGGAACGUGUCGUCCGAGAACAACAUCGGGGAGGUCCACAUCUGA
Messenger RNA from Salarias fasciatus (jewelled blenny), 906 nucleotides. RefSeq names its product gap junction Cx32.7 protein-like. Gene Ontology annotation, cellular component: connexin complex. NCBI's taxonomy places the organism in Eukaryota, Metazoa, Chordata, Actinopteri, Blenniiformes, Blenniidae. Bases 1 to 906 code for a protein of 301 amino acids. The transcript is spliced from 3 exons. Gene Ontology annotation, biological process: cell-cell signaling. The record is from RefSeq and is a predicted model, not a curated record. Gene Ontology annotation, molecular function: gap junction channel activity.